AUGCUUUCAACAGCGGAGUACAAGAUAUAUAAGCUUUAUGAAAUCUACAAAACCGAUCUUUCAAAGAAGAGAGACUUUGACAAUGAAAUUUUAUGGUGGCAAACAAAGUGGUCUCAUUCAACUGAUGAAAAACCAGGAACACUCACAGAGACACUCCAGCACGCUAAUCUGGACCUUUAUCCCAACGUGGUCACAGUUAUUACCAUCCUCCUAACAAUGCCAGUGUCAACUGCUACCCCCGAACGAUCUCUUAGCAGAGUGAAGACGUGCUUACGUUCCACGAUGAAAACAGAGCGACUCGCAGCACUUGCUCUGAUGUAUGCUUACAGAGACAUACCCAUUGAUGUAGAAGCCGUGAUUCGGGAAUUAUGCGCCAAAAAGAACAGACGUCUAGCUUUCGCGAUUUCUUUGAGUUUGCCAAGAUUUCAGAUAUGUUUGCAACUAAUGUGUCGCUUGUCAGGUCAUUACGUUGUUGCUGUAGUUGACCACAACCACGACUGGCUGCAUUUUGUUAAAUAUUCCAUUAUUUCUUGUUCAAUAUGGAAUCCUGGCAUUUGCCAAUUAAUUUAAGCGCCCAGAUUGCACCAGAUUACAUCUCAGAGUACUUGAACUUUCAGAAUUUUCCGGGAGGGCAUGCCCCUCGACCCCCUAGCAUGUCGCGCCUUGGGCUCUACUAAUGGGCGCUAAUGCGCCCAUAUUGUAUCUCCCCUCAAUAUGCUUCACCAAGGCUUACAAACAAAAAAAUGCCUAGGAACGCCCCUGACUUAAAUAAGUUUAUUAUUUUUUAAAAAGUGCAUACCUUCAUAAAUAGACUUAUCUAGUAUGGUAAAUAAAACAUAAUUAUAUUUUACAUUAAUAGAUGUAUUUUGUGAAUUUCCUUAAACCAUUUACCCCAAAACGUUGUACAGAAAAUAAAGAAACAAAGUUGCCUGCCAAAGAAGCCAUUUAAAACAAAAUAUACAUUACUGACACCCAUCUCCCAGUCUCUAACAAGUUAUUUGCAAGCAAAGAAGUAACCACAAGCCUGUGUGUGUACCUCGUUGUGGAUAAUCUUGAAUGUACAGUAGCUUAUAAACACAGCAAACAGAAAAAAUUUCUCUCCCAAUUCUAGCUUAGAAUUCUGGCUUAUUCAUGUACCAAAUGUGCCAGCUAGAAGACCUCUUUAGCUUGUAUAUUUUGUUUUUUUCAAUGCGGGCCAUGUGAUAACACUCCAACGAACAGUUUCUUUUCCAUGUUAUUUCAGACGCUGCUCAUGUACAAGAAAUACGAAAGAGAAUCGUGGAGGAUUAUUGCCUGACUCAUAGAUUUGACAAAAAUCCUAAUUUUAAUAGAGACAACUUUGCAUUUGUCCUCGUAGAUGACAGACUCAAGUUAAUCUACUGUGCAAUCCCAAAAGUAGCAAGUACAACAAUGAAGGAGAUAUUUGCUCAGCUUUAUAAUAAAACUUGGAGAGGUGCUGAUGUAAGUAUAACUUAA
Molecule: messenger RNA, 1476 nt
Organism: Porites lobata
Lineage: Eukaryota; Metazoa; Cnidaria; Anthozoa; Scleractinia; Poritidae
Source: the annotation of a GenBank genome assembly